Messenger RNA from Schistosoma spindalis, 505 nucleotides. The record is from the annotation of a GenBank genome assembly. Lineage: Eukaryota; Metazoa; Platyhelminthes; Trematoda; Strigeidida; Schistosomatidae.
CAAUAUUUUAAAUUAUACAAAUAAAUCAUUAUGCUUUGUCAUAUGUAUAAACAAAUUUCAUUAAAUUGGAAUAUGAAAUCAAUGAAUUCUAUGAGUAUACUACUUAUAUUACUAAUAAAAUUAAUUCUAUUUCAAUCUCAUUUAAUAUUAAUUCAUGGAGAUGAAUUAAAUUUAAAUAGUAAUAAUCCUAAUCAUAAUAAUAAUCCUUUAACAAUACAAAAUGAUCAACAACGUGCUCAAGCAUUAGCUAAACUAAUGUCAUUAUUUUAUACAAGUGAUGCAUUUAAUAAAUAUAUGGAAAAUCUUGAUGCAUAUUAUAUGCUUAGAGGUAGACCAAGAUUUGGUAAACGUAAUUCUAAUCACAAUAAAGAGAAUACUGAUUUAAUCCAUAAUUAUCUUCGUGAAAAAUUUAUACAAAAAUAUUUAAUAGAAAAUUUUCUCAAAGAUACUACUAAUGAGAAUGAGAUUAGAAAUGAAUAUUAAUAAAUAAAUAAAUAAAUAAAUA